AGUUCCCCACUGGCGUCGCGUGCGCUUCGUUUUCCCCCGUGUAGUGUGUCAUGUCAUUUUCCAGCACCUCAUCAUCACCCGCCUGGGAUUAUCGGAGUUCUCCGGCCCCAUUGGAUCUGGGUACCACCAUCCUGUGGCAAAAUGAACGGCGAAACGCAACGACUGCGGCACUGAGCCUCCAGACAACUAGCCUGGGUGCCGGCCACCUCCUCUGGCUGGCCAUCAAUGCCCUGCUGUUCGCCCUCAUCUUGGGCGGCAACAUCCUGACCAUUGUAGCGGUGCGCACCUGCCGCCACCUGCGAUCGGUCAUCUCCAACCUGUUCAUCCUCUCGCUGGCCGUCUCCGACUUCUGCGUGGGACUGGCCCUGCCCUACCACCUGGCCUUCUACAUGGGCUCCGACAUUGGCGCCAUGCGCACUCCCUGCCUGCUGCGCUUCUUCCUGCUCAUCUGCGCCUGCUGCGUGUCCAUGCUGACCCUGAUCUCCAUCGCUGUGGAUCGCUACAUAGCCGUGGUCUACGCCCUGCACUACAGAAGAUACAUGACUCGUCGAGUCGCCUUUAGCAUCAUCUUAUCCAACUGGUGCCUGGGUGCCGUGGUGGCCCUGAUUCCCGUGUUCUGGAACCGAUGGCCCGAGGCGCAGGCCUGCGAGUUCGACGAAGUCCUCGCCCCCGGCUACAUCGCCGGAGUGAUCACGCCGGGCUUCGUGAUCAUCUGGAUCUGCAUGCUGCUCGUCUACUGGCGGAUCAUGCGCGAGGCCUCCAAGCAGGCACAGCGACUGCGCCAGUCGGUGGUCUACAACACGGACGAGGCCACUACCAUGAGAAGUCUGCUGCUCCAUCCGGACUGGAAAAGUGUCCAGAUCGUGGUCUUCAUCAUGGGCUGCUUCACCCUCUGCUGGCUGCCGUACUUCUGCGUGGCCAUUGCCCAGCUGUUCAGCAUCUGCCAGAGCAGCUCGAUGAUCUACAAGACGACGUUCUCGCUGGCCAUUGCCAACUCGGCCCUGAAUCCGAUCAUCUACUCGUGGAAGAACUCCGGCUUCCGUCGGGCCUUUGCCCAGACCCUCUGCUGCCGGACGGCGAGGCAGUGCGAGGAGCAGGUGCCGGCGGACAGCAAGCACCGCAUGGAGGCCACCUCCUCCUCCACGGGCUACCAGCAGGAGAUCAAGCCGAAGGCCACGCAGUGAUCCCCUGACUUGGCGGCAACACA
This is a messenger RNA of Drosophila biarmipes, 1207 nucleotides long. RefSeq names its product histamine H2 receptor (gene mAChR-C). Bases 51 to 1184 code for a protein of 377 amino acids. Gene Ontology annotation, molecular function: G protein-coupled receptor activity. The transcript is spliced from 2 exons. Lineage: Eukaryota; Metazoa; Arthropoda; Insecta; Diptera; Drosophilidae. Gene Ontology annotation, biological process: adenylate cyclase-activating adrenergic receptor signaling pathway. Gene Ontology annotation, cellular component: membrane. The record is from RefSeq and is a predicted model, not a curated record.